This is a messenger RNA of Polyodon spathula (Mississippi paddlefish), 3612 nucleotides long. Its product is annotated as triadin-like. The record is from RefSeq and is a predicted model, not a curated record. Gene Ontology annotation, biological process: nucleosome assembly. The transcript has 30 exons. NCBI's taxonomy places the organism in Eukaryota, Metazoa, Chordata, Actinopteri, Acipenseriformes, Polyodontidae. Bases 431 to 2110 code for a protein of 559 amino acids. Gene Ontology annotation, molecular function: DNA binding; signaling receptor binding; structural constituent of chromatin. Gene Ontology annotation, cellular component: membrane; sarcoplasmic reticulum; nucleosome.
AGUAAUGGAUAAGGUUACCUUCUGGCCCUGGUUUGAUGCUUUCUGACCUAUACCCUCACGAGGCUGUAAUUAUACUUGGUGAAGUUUUCAGGCUUUAACUGCAUCUUUCACUGAAUGGGCUUUUGGGGUUCUUUUCCUUCUUUGCUCCCCUACCUGGAGCUAGCUCCUGCUACCAACCCCCCUUUUAUGAUGCAAUAAGAGAAAGUGGCUGAGACCUGGUCUGGGACAUUGCUAUUUUAGAAAGUUGAAACUCAAGACUCGGCAACAAGUGUCAAGGAAAGGUUUUGGGCUUUGCUAAGGUGAAGGAUUGUGGCAGGGGUCACAGAAGCAAAAAGGAAUAGAAAUCUAAGGAGAUUUGUACCCCAAAUUUUACCCCAAAAUAUAUUUUACAACCAGGGAACUAAACUUGAGCAAGAGACCUCACAGCACCAUGACUGAGAUCACUGCUGAAGGACGGGUGUCUGCCACCACCGGAUAUAUGACAGACAACAAGAAUGGAACUGUUCUGAAACCCUCAGCUAAUGUGCCAAAGAAAUCUGUGGCUGACAACUUAGCUUCAACAUUCAGCUCCCCUACAGCAUGGUUGCUUGUUGUAGCCUUAAUUGUCACCUGGUCAGCUGUUGCUGUUGUCAUGUUUGAUUUAACGGAUUAUAAGAGUUAUGUUGGAGGUAUAAGUAAGCUCGGCUCUGACCCAAUGAAAGUCAUAGACGAAGUUGUGGAAGAGUCCACUAACUGGAUUCACGGUGUCAUGUCGUUACUGUCUGACAUGAUAAAGCCUGACGAUGAUGACGACGAAGGUGACACCGAGCAACCACUGAAGAGGAGAGGUGAAGCUGAUCCAUCCAAGCAGAAAGUAAUGAAAACAAAUGUCAAAGAAACAACUGAAAGAAAAUCAAGGGAUGUAAAGAAAGCACCACUGAAAGAGGUGAGGAAGGUUAAAUCCACCAAGACAGAGGAAAAGAUGAAGGCAGCAAAACCAGAAAAGAAAGUAGAGAAAGCCAAGAAAGAAGUCAAGGCAGUGGAAAAAGCAAAUCCCAAAGCCAAGCUGAAGGAGAAGACACCCUCAAAGACAGAAUCGAAAGAUCACUUUGAGUUCUGUCGCUAUGUGGUUGACUUGUAUACACAUGAGGAUGUUUCUUCAGGGAGAAAUCCUGUUGUCAAGCCUGUGCAAGUAAAAAAAGAAGAACCUAAAAAGAAGCCAUCCCAAGAACCUAGAAAGAAGCUGACCUCAGAAAUUGAAAGAUCAGCAAAAGAUAAACCAGAAACUGGAACCUCCACAGCAAAACACAAAGCCCAGGAAACUGCUCCUCCUUCUGGAAAAAAAACAGCAAAAAGAAAACAGCCUCCUAAUAGACCAAAGGAAACAAAAGUUGAAAAGAAACCUGCCGCAUAUCCAAAAGAAACUAUAAAAACUGAGGAGGUUCCUGUUCCAAAAGUAGCUCAAGCUAAAGCAGAAAAGGUGAUGAAGAAAGAAGGUAAACCAGAAAAGGUUGUAAAGAAAGAAGUUAGAACCCAGAAGGAGAAAGUUCCUGUUCAUGUGGAAAAUGAAAAGUCAAAAGAAUCAGAAGUGGUCAAAGAAAAAGAUAGUCCAUCACCGACAAAGAAAGAGCCUGAAGUUGAAAAACAAAAAGCCAGCCUAGCACAAACAAGGAAAGUAUCGCAGACAAAGAAGGAAGUAAAGUCUUCAAAAGCUGCAGAACCAGCCAAAGCAUUGAAAACUGAAGAACACAAAGAGUCAAAACGUGAAAAGGAGAAAGAAAGACCUGCAGCUGUUCCUAAGGGAAAAGAGCCUGAAGCUACAAAAGAUGAAAAAUCUGCUAAGACAGUCAGAAAAGCCAGAGGAAAAUCAUCAAAAGAAAAGCUGAAGGAAGUCAAACCACUUCCUCGUGCUGCUGAAGCCAAGCCAACAAGAAGCCACCCUCCAACAAAGACAUCGCUACCAACGAAAGCACCCCUUCCAAAACUUAAAUCUUUGAAACCAACAAGUAGCAUGCCAUACUUCCAAUGCAUUUUUGUUGAUGGAAGCAAUGGCUACUCCUUCACACACAUGCAGAGUCGACCUGUGAUCCCCAAAUCAUCAGAAAAGAAGACAUGGUCCACAGGGCAUUAGGAGAUAAGAGACCAAGUGAUUGUGGAAAUUUUUCACUACAGACCUUGCCCUGAGGUUUGUGGUAAUUGUUGCAGUGUGAUCCAAGUGGAUCGAGUGGAUCUUGAGAGUUUUUUUACUGUUUGGAAAUACAGGAGGCUGGAUGGAUGAACAGUAUGUUCUAGAAAAGAUCUAAAGCUUUUUUGGCUGUGGUGCUAAUUUAGUGUUGCAUUUUUUUUUCUGUCUUUACCCGUCAGUGUUUCCUGUUUAAUUUCAAAAGUAGUUCAAUUUUGCUGUAUUUUACUGUAAGUGCAGCCUCUUGCUUACACAGUUCUUAUAUUACUGUACAGAACUGUAGAAAGAAAUAAUACCAUUAUACGAUUAUAACAGUGGUUAUACGACAGCUGGUGUUGUGAUUCUAAGGGCUACUUAAUUAGCAAAAAACACAGAAAAGAAAUAGAUUUAAAUAAAUAAAUACAUUUCAUCAGGUGCAAAUGCUGUGUAGGUGAUGAGUCUGCCUCUAGAGGUGACUUCUGCGUGUAAAACAUCUCUAUCUUAAGUUUCAUGGUUAGAUUUUAAUUCUGUAUUAUAAAUGACUUCUCUUAAUUGCUGUACAUCACUGUGAACUGUGCCAUCUGUGGUUGUUGUUAUUGAACACCAAGUUUUAUUUCACUUAUGGUACCGUAUUUUACGAGAAAAAAAAAAGAGACAUUAAAAAUAUGGUUUAUUUUGCACAACCUGCAAUAGUUAGGGACCAGCCAACCAAUAGGGACACUGUGAAUAGGUAUUUUCAACUUCUAAGAUUCUCAUAAUAUGCAGACAGGUGUCUGAGAAAGCUUUCAGUUACAUCACACAAAGGCAGCAUCGCGGUGCCAAUGCAAGCUCUAUGUAAGCUCUAUCUUAAUUCAAUGAAUAGUUGGUUCAGUUUAGCACAUUGAAACUGUGAGGCCUUUACAUUAGAUGAUGUUAUGGUCAUCUCUUUCUGUUGUUGUUUGCAGUUGUAAAUAUAUUUUGAAGUGCUGUCUUUUUGCUUUUCAUGCCUUUCCAAUGUGGUGAAAUUUAAGUUUUUGUGUAAAAAUGUAAACAUUUUAUGUGCAGUUUCUUACUUGACGGGUUGCAGACAAAUAGCUGUAUCAAGUAUUUUAGAUACUUUUUUUGCACACAGGAAAAACUGGACAGACAGUGCUGGGCUUUGCAAACUCCUAGAAGUAACACUGCUAAUAAUGAAAUAAAGCUGUGUCUUCCGCAUCGUGGAGCGGUUUAUCCAGGCAGUUUUUCAUUUUACAACUUUAUAUAUCUAAACCAUCUAUGUCUUACAACAUAGUUGCUGUAUUACAAUGCAUGGUUAGUUUGAGGUACAGUUUAAAACAAAAUAGACUUGGCAGUAUUUUACUGCAAUAGUCUCUGAGCAUUGUCUUGUAUUCUUUGCAUAAGCAAAAUAUUUCAUGUCAUUAUUCUACACUGUAAACCAGCCUAUGAGGAAAAUUUGUACCCAUUGAUUUCAAGCCAAAUGUAUCUAAGAGCGU